AUGGGAGCACCCCUUCCAUCGGCCCUAUCAGACGCCGAGCGCGCCGAGCUCCUGCGCGAUGUGCCCGUCCGCCCCUUCCCAACCUACGACGACCUUCCCUACCCCGACUUCUACCGUGAGCACCUGGUGCCCAACACGCCGUUCCUUCUCUCUGCAGCCGCGACCGUACACUGGCCGGCACGCACAGCGUGGGUAGCUGGCGAGCUCCCGAACCUGCCUUCCCUCUGCGCCUUCGCCGACCAAGUCGUGCCUGUCGCCAACACGGCCGAGCGCGAGUUCUCCGAGUUCGAGCGCUCCGAGCGCCCGCUCGGUGAGGUGCUCGACGCGUGGGAGAGCGGUGAUGGCGCGUCACUUUACGUCAAGGACUGGCACCUCGUCGCCGAGCUCGAGUUGGCGGGGCAGAGCGGGAGGGAGGUGUACGCCCCGCCCCCGUGUUUCCGAGACGAUUGGCUUAGCCCUCCAUUUGACACUUCGCCUUCCUCCAAGGCCGCAGCGCACGCAUCAACGGCCGACUUCCGCUUCGUCUACGCCGGCCCAGCGGGGACGUUCACUCCGCUCCACCGCGACGUGUACGGCUCGUACUCGUGGUCGGCGAACGUCGUCGGGCGGAAGCUCUGGUGGUUGUUUCCCCCAGGUACUGAGCACGACCCGGCGCUGCGGGACUCUCGUGACGAGCUGCUUUUCGACGUGCGCGGGCUCCCGGCCGAGGCGAAGGGGGUCAAGGUGCUGCAAGAGGCUGGCGAGGUCAUCUUCGUCCCGUCAGGAUGGCACCACCAGGUUGUGAACCUCGAUUUUUGUAUCUCGAUCAACCACAACUUCUUCUCGUCAGCGACCCUGUCGCGGGUAUACGACGCGCUCCGGGUGUCAGAGGCGCGGUGCGCCGCUGCGAUCGACGACGUGCGUGGGGACAUCAAGGCGCGCCUCGGUUCUGCCACGGUCGAGAUUGCAGGCGAGACCGUGCCCGCCUGGGAGGCCGAAUGGGCCGCCGAGGUCGACGGCCUGCUGGCACGCGACGCCGGCUGGGGGUGGGCCGGGUUCUGGGGCUGCGUCCUGGAGAACAUCAUGCACCCGCCCACGAGCGCCGAGCUCUCCCCGCCCACUGCGGACCGGGACGCGUUUGUCCGCGCCGUGCUGGACAAGUUUAAGGCGUCGUCCGAGUGGCGGCUGCUUCCUGAGGCGAGGGCGAUCGCCGCGCAGGUUGAAGAGCUGCUCGCGGCACCGAGUCAAAGCACCUUAUAAACACACCAACCCACCCGCACAUUGUACCACUUCACCAUAGAUCCUACAGCAUCUCCUCGUG
Vanrija pseudolonga is the source of this 1300-nucleotide messenger RNA. It is a transcript of the gene jmjd4, whose product is annotated as JmjC domain-containing protein 4. The transcript has 5 exons. Gene Ontology annotation, biological process: positive regulation of translational termination; protein hydroxylation. The record is from RefSeq and is a predicted model, not a curated record. Gene Ontology annotation, molecular function: sequence-specific DNA binding; 2-oxoglutarate-dependent dioxygenase activity. Gene Ontology annotation, cellular component: cytoplasm; nucleus. Bases 1 to 1239 code for a protein of 412 amino acids. NCBI's taxonomy places the organism in Eukaryota, Fungi, Basidiomycota, Tremellomycetes, Trichosporonales, Trichosporonaceae.